Trematomus bernacchii (emerald rockcod) is the source of this 4033-nucleotide messenger RNA. RefSeq names its product protein phosphatase 1, regulatory subunit 37 (gene ppp1r37). Gene Ontology annotation, molecular function: protein binding. The record is from RefSeq and is a predicted model, not a curated record. Lineage: Eukaryota; Metazoa; Chordata; Actinopteri; Perciformes; Nototheniidae.
AUGAAUAUCGAAGAGCAGUGUCUAGAUUUGUGCAACGUCAAGACAAAAAGCAAUGUGGACGAUGAUCACAACACUACCAACAACACUGAAGGGGUCACCCCCCGGAUUUCUGAACUGAUGACGGACAGUACCACAGAAAUACAAAACAUUGUUCCAACAGGGGCCCCAGAAACAUACCUGAUGCCUCAGCUCACUGACAACCUUCAGGCAGCUGAGGAGGACAAUCACCAGGCACAAGACACACUGGAAAUUGAUGAGGUCAAUGGAAAUACAAAAGGCAGUGCUCAAGACACCCCCGCUGUUGUGAAUCCUACUGACUUGAUAUUUUCUAAUGAUGAGCAGCACAAGGAUGAUAUUGUGGUUGAGAAAAUGAAGGAAGAAAAAGACACUGAUCCUGCAACAUUUGUUGUUGAAGAAGGGGAUGAUGGUGGGGACAUGGACAUAGGUGUGGAUCUGAGUCUUGAUGAGAGUGGGGUGUUGGAGGCGGAAUCAACAAAUGUCCAAUCUUUUUCAGACAAUAUUUUAGACUCGGAGUCCACGUCUCAGGAUGUCCCAGCUGGCAGCAUGGCAGAGAGCCUUUCAGAUGCAGGCCAGACAGGCAGCACAGAAGCCUCUAACACGGGCCCGGCUGGACUGUACCCUUCAGUGGAGGAGGGGGACGAUAAACACAAACCAACUGGCAAAACGGUGACUUUUCCCUCAGAUGAGGAUAUUAUAUCUGGAGCAGUGGAGCCCAAGGACCCCUGGAGGCAUGCUCAGAAUGUGACGGUGGAGGAGAUCCUCUCUUCCUACAAACAAGCCUGUCAGAAACUCAACUGUAAACCCAUAUCCAAAGUGCUCAAACAGAUACAGGAACUGAAAGACCUGACUCAGCGCAAUGAAUGCUUGGAUCUAAAAGGUGAGAAGCUGGACUACAAAGCAUGUGAGUCUCUGGAGGAGAUUUUGAAGAGGGUCCAGUUUAAAGUGAUAGACCUGGAGCAGACCAACCUGGAAGAAGAUGGUGCGUCAGCUCUGUUUGACAUGAUCGAGUACUACGAGUCCGCCACACAUCUCAACAUCUCCUCCAACAAGCACAUCGGCACCCGGGGAUGGCAGGCCGCCGCUCAUAUGAUGAGAAAGACGAGCUCCCUGCAGUACCUGGACGCACGCAACACUCCUCUGCUGGACCACUCGGCUCCCUUUGUGGCACGAGCGCUCAGAAUCAGCGGCAGCCUGGCAGUGCUCCACCUGGAGAACGCCGGUCUGUCGGGCAGACCGCUCAUGUUACUGUCCACGGCUCUGAAGAUGAACAUGAACCUGCGGGAGUUGUACCUGGCAGACAACAAGCUCAACGGCCUGCAGGACUCGGCUCAACUCGGCAACCUGCUCAAGUUCAACUACAACAUUCAGAUUCUGGACCUGCGCAACAACCACAUCCUGGACUCUGGUCUGGCCUACGUGUGUGAAGGGCUAAAAGAGCAGAGGAAAGGCCUCGUCACUUUGGUGCUAUGGAACAACCAGCUCACACACAAUGGCAUGGGCUACCUCGCUGCUGCACUGCCAUGCACGCAGAGUCUGGAGACCCUGAACCUCGGCCAUAACUCUGUGGGUAACGAAGGGGUCCACAAGCUGAAAGACGGACUGAUUGGAAACCGCUCUGUGCUCAGGCUGGGCCUCGCCUCCACCAAACUGUCGUGCGAAGGAGCUGUGGCUGUGGCUGAAUUCAUCGCUGAGAGUCCCAGACUGCUGCGCCUGGACCUUCGAGAGAAUGAGAUAAAGACGGGCGGACUGAUGGCCCUGUCGCUCGCUCUCAAAGUCAACACCUCUCUGCUGCGCCUGGACCUGGACCGGGAGCCCAAGAAAGAAACUGUAAAGAGCUUCAUUGAGACCCAGCGUGCCCUGCUGGCUGAGAUCCAGAACGGCUGCAAGAGGAACUUCAUUCUGGCCAAGGAGAAGGAGGAAACAGAGCAGAUGAUGAGGCAGUCGGCGUCCAUGGCUGAAAUCGCUACAGAGGAUGGGACCAGAGAAGAAGAGGAGGGGGAGGAGCCAGCAGCAGAGGACAGAGGGGACGCAAAGGGGAAAGAGGGAGAGGGAAAAGUUGAAGCAACAGCAGAUGAAGCACAGACAGUCAGCCAAUCAGGAGAGGGCACCGAGACGAGCAUUCCUCAGAUGAUCCUGGACUCGGACUCGGACACUGAUGAUGAGGACGGAGAGGAGGUGGUAACGAAGUCCUCUUCCACAUCAAACUCCUCCACUCGCUUUAGCCAGACUUCUGCUCAAACCCAGACCACCCAGCCCCCCCCCAGUGCCUCAGCCACAUCCUCCCCCCCACCUGCCUCACCCGCCCCUGGGCCCAGCGUUAUUUCAGGCAUCACCGUCACAGAGGCAACAGUUCCCCCCGGGACCCCUCCCUCUCCUGGGCGCUGUAUAUCUGUCUCUAGUCCAGGGAGGGGGCACAAGAUCUUCAUGGUAACUCGGGUGGAGAGCCCCCCUGAGCAGCAGCAGCAGCAGCAGCAGCAGCAACAACAACAGCAGCAGCAGCUUCAGCUUCUUCAACCUCUGACGAGAGCCCCUGCAGUCCCCCGCCAGCCGAAAGAGGCCUCAGAGAAGCCUGUAGACGUGAACACACCCUCAACAAAGCAGACCCCGCCUUUAUCCCAAACACAAGUGACCCAGGAGGAGGUGAAGGAGACCCCAGCUGCUCCGUCAACAGACUGUACGCUCGCAGAGGAGAGUCCUGUCGCGCUAGAUACUGAGAUAGAGCCAGAGUCUACGAGUCCACCCUCAGAGGAGGUGACAGCCAGCACUUUAGAUCCAGAGGAGACAGACCCAAGUCAACAAGCACCAGCUCUGCCUUCAGACUCCUCAUUAGUGCAGGAGGCAGCGCUUCAGCACACUGAGGAGGAGGAGGAGGACGAGGAGGAGGAGGCAGAGAGCAUUAAAGACUCCAAACAUGAGCCCACUGGUGAAGAAGGAAAAGAGGAAAGAGAGGAGGGGAAGGAAGAGGAAGGCCGUUUAGAGGGUGAGACAGGGGUGAGCACAGAAGGAGAGUGUACACUUUUAGAGGAACCGAGUCAAACUGAGACUAGUAUCCCUGCGGCUCAAACAGAGCAGCAGCAGGAAGAGAUACAGGAGGAGGUAGAGUCUGUCUCAGAGGAGCAGCAGGCGCCGAACCAAACAGAAGAAGAAGAAGAAGAGAAGGAGACACUUCCACUACAGGAAGAACAGGAAGCACCAGCCAACCUUUCAGAAACUGAACAACCCAGUUUAACAGACAUAGGGGACAGCCAACCAACACAAGAGGAACCAUGUCCAGAGCAGGAAACUGAGGGCGAUGAACAGGAAGUAGAGCCUGUCCUCUCUGUCCAGACUGAGGAAGCGUCUGUCUCUCAGGGAGCAGCUCAGGAGUUAAACCCUGGAGCAGGAGACGCCUCACAGAGGACCGAACCUGCCGCAGCCGAGUCCGUCUCUCCAGUCCAAGACGAAGACUCACUGGAGGAGAGCUCUGCGGACGAGGACGAGGUUUUCGCCGAGGCUCCGGAGGAACAGAUCAUCGCUUCAGCUCUACCCAACGGCCUGAAGCCAGAGUUCUCCCUCCAUCUCCUCGACGCUGAGAGCCCAAAGCCCGGCAGCUGUGUGAUGGAGCACGUGAGUGUCAGCUGCGGACAGGAGCUGGAGGAGCUGCUGCUGGAAGCCAGUUUGGAGACGGGGAGAGACGCACCAUGAGGUCGUGAGGGACGGUGAAGACAAAAAGCACUUGGAUAGUUUGUCUGGCUCUACCACGUGACCUGCAUUGCCCUACAAUGUUUUCGUCAUUCCUUUGACUUUACCACCAACACGACCUUUCCAUAAGGCCAGAAGAACUGGUGUUACAGCCGAAGCUCUACACAAGCAAAUCAUGGAAAGACACAGGAGGACUAAAAUCUACUUUGGAGCUUUGCUGUGACAAAUAAGGAACCUUUCACAUCCACACUACAUCAACCACUGAAACACAUACAUAUGCACACUAUGAGGACGAGGGGGGUAAAGGAAUAAAAUCACACUGUCAUCACUA